AUGGCAACCAGCCUGUCCAACCGACCCUUGACGAGACUCCCCCGGACUCUUCUCUAUGAGGACAACAGCUUUCCAGGUCUCGCUCGGUUGGCCAUUCUGGGAGGCCUCCAUGCUUUUAUUAUUGUGGCCUGCUUGGCCCUAAUCGUCUUUGUCAGGGCUACAAAUCAUUUCGGCUAUGUGAUCUUUGUGCUAUGCCUUCAGCUUUGUCCCAGGAUUCGGGAGACAGCGCAUAGAUCAGCACUCCGACCGAUCAACCUGGCGAGAAUCCAAUAUGCAUUUGAGCAAUCGCUCAUUGAACUCCUGGGGUGCCUGGGAACGAUUUUGCCAUAUGAAUCAGGGUCUCUCAUUAGACUCGCUGAGCCAGUUCCAGCAAAUAUCCACAGGGUGGAGGGAUUUGGGGAAUAUUUGAGGCCUUCAUCAAAACAGUUGUGUACCCCAGACAAGCGUCCCCAUUUGACGCCCUUUCUACGUCUCAAGGCGCAAGGGGCCUCUCGUGAUCACCACUAUCCCUGCAGCCCGUCGCGAAAAUCCAAGAGACCGAAACGUGACGAAGCUAAUUUCCUAUCCGGUUGGAGUGCAGCUCGAGAGGACGAUUUUGGAUCAUCGCAAGUACCACAAUACAAAUCAAUACCACUCCUCCAACAGCCACCCCACCUUACUCAAGACCAUGGCAACCUCAUCGAGCAUUCAUCUCGACGAUCGGUCUCGAAAGGACGCGCUCCGCACCCGCCGCAUCCUAGUCAGCCUUAUCGCACUCAGCUGCCCGCCCCGCCCGGAGCGCCACGCCCCUCAGUUUCAACGCCACCGAGGGACCGUUUACCACAAGCUGCGGAACACCGAACUGCUACUCGGCCAGCCGCCUCAGCUGUCUGCGCCUCACUAACGAGCAGCAGGUGUCUGAGCCCAUCGACGGCCAAAUCAAGGCAACAAGGUAUUCAUAUUCUGCCCGGCCUUCCUGUCGCUGAUGCCUCUGAAUCUCUGCGGCCUCAGCGAGAAGAGCCGAAUCCCACCUCGAAGAGCGUUCAGGCCUCUUUCACAGCUUCUUUGAAAUCCCAAGCCACGAGAGCUUUGCGUGAAUUCGAUGUCGAGCCCGAUGGUAUCAUACACGUGGGAGGAGAAGCUCCCCAGAAGAGAAGAAGAGGGGGACAGAGCUCGUCGCGCCCUCAAGGCAAUGCUUCGGGUUCGCAGAACACGAAUGUGGAUGAGGAAUCUCGGGAUCUUCCCUCAGAGGAUGAUUCCGAAUUUGCCGAUGGGCGACGAGAUCUGAACCCGAACCCGGAUGAGAACACAGCGUCUGAGAGCAAAGGGAGAGGGCCACCCUUCCGUUGUCCAAUGUAUGCUGCCAAUCCUCAGAGGUACGGCGGUACAAAGUGCGAACACUGGCACGGCCGCUCCAUCGCAGAUGUGACUCGACAUUCACUUAAAGAUGCUGGAGAAGGUUCAGAUAAGUGGAAAGAGAUCAAGAAGCUCUCGUCGAAGAAACUCACUGCCGAAGGACGCUGGAGACACUACUUUCUCAUUUUCAAUGACGGGACUGAGGCCGAUCAAAUGAAUCACCCAUAUCGGGUUAACCGAGAUCCGGAGGACCAGGUGACUGACCUUUUGAAGAGCACGAUAGACAAAAUGAGAACGGAUCCCGAUCCAACACUGGCCCUAUGGCAGAUUGAGAAUUUCCUCGAAAUAUUGAUGGAUAAGAAGAGAAGAGAUAUCGACUCUAGGCGUCGCUGUCUAGAAGUGAAGUUAGAUGCAAUGAGACAAGAAGCCGAGGCUUUGGAAGUCUCUCGAUCGAAAUUCACCACCCAAGUUCAAGCCCUUCUUAGCACCGGAAUUUCAGAAACCCUACUAUCCAUCCCCACAGCACCUAUCGAGAGUCACUCCCACAGCCUGGCGGGGCUGGCGACGCCGCAGGACAUGGCGAUUCAACGGUCAUACAGUGGGCGUGGCCCAGAGGCCGAUAUGAACCAACUUUAUACACCGUUUCCUGACCAUGUGCCGGAUCCCAACGGUUUAAUGGUGCAGACAGGACCACCGCUGUUUGGUGGCGGUGCCAGACCGCUUACACAACAACAGCCUGUCAACGAGGUCAUAAUGGCUACAAAUAAUGCCAUGGGUGGUGGUGGCUAUCCUCCCAUGACCAAUAACACCAAUACCUGGCAAAACAGCCAGUUAUCCCACCAGCAGUCACAUUCAUUGCAGCCCCCACAGAAUCGUGUGCCUCGUUCCGAAUCCGAUAUGGGCUCUUCCAGACCAAGUGCACACCGGCAAAUUAGCUCGGCGGCCAACUCUGCCGACGACAACUCCAACGGGCUUGGCUCCUAUUACUGUGUGGCACCGAGUGGAGAUGUUCCUCUAUUUGAUCGGUAUGGCAAUGGGAGUAACAUGCAGGGAAGGGAUCAUCAAAGUUGGCAAUAA
This is a messenger RNA of Fonsecaea multimorphosa CBS 102226, 2412 nucleotides long. RefSeq lists its product as uncharacterized. The coding region runs from base 1 to 2412 and encodes 803 amino acids. The record is from RefSeq and is a predicted model, not a curated record. Lineage: Eukaryota; Fungi; Ascomycota; Eurotiomycetes; Chaetothyriales; Herpotrichiellaceae. The transcript has a single exon.